AUGGCGUCAGUGACUGAGUCUUCCACUCCCGCCGUGACUUCCCUCUCCCAAAACACACUUCCUCCACUGUUGGUGAAGAAGCUAGUACCACAAGCUCAGGCACCAACACGCGGCUCAGCUUUUGCCGCCGGGUACGAUCUCUACGCCGCAAAAGAGACCGUGAUCCCAACCAAGGGCAAGGGCCUCGUAGACACCGGACUUGCCAUUGCCGUGCCCGAUGGAACAUACGGAAGAAUCGCGCCUCGAAGCGGGCUCGCCGCUAAGAAUUUCAUUGAUACCGGUGCCGGGGUGAUCGACGCGGAUUACCGCGGCGAAGUCAAGGUUUUGCUGUUCAAUUUUUCCGAUGUCGAUUUUACCGUAAAGCAAGGGGACAGGGUGGCACAGCUUGUUCUAGAGCGGAUAUAUACCCCGGAUGUGCAAGUUGUUGAGCAACUAGAGGAAAGCGUACGAGGAGCCGGUGGAUUUGGCAGUACCGGCUAA
Messenger RNA from Uncinocarpus reesii 1704, 480 nucleotides. RefSeq names its product deoxyuridine 5'-triphosphate nucleotidohydrolase. The record is from RefSeq and is a predicted model, not a curated record. The transcript has 3 exons. The coding region runs from base 1 to 480 and encodes 159 amino acids. Gene Ontology annotation, molecular function: dUTP diphosphatase activity; magnesium ion binding. Gene Ontology annotation, biological process: dUTP catabolic process; dUMP biosynthetic process. NCBI's taxonomy places the organism in Eukaryota, Fungi, Ascomycota, Eurotiomycetes, Onygenales, Onygenaceae.